AUGAAGGAAAGAAGAGCGAGCCAGAAGUUAUCGAGCAAGGCGGUGAUGGAUCCCAACCAGAACGUGAAGUGCAAGAUCGUGGUGGUGGGGGACAGCCAGUGCGGGAAGACGGCGCUGCUCCACGUCUUUGCCAAGGACUGCUUCCCCGAGAGCUACGUCCCCACCGUGUUCGAGAACUACACGGCCAGCUUCGAGAUCGACACGCAGCGCAUCGAGCUCAGCCUCUGGGACACCUCGGGCUCUCCUUACUACGACAACGUCCGCCCGCUCUCCUACCCUGACUCCGACGCUGUCCUGAUCUGCUUUGACAUCAGUCGGCCAGAAACCCUGGACAGUGUCCUAAAAAAGUGGAAAGGGGAGAUCCAGGAGUUCUGCCCCAACACCAAGAUGCUGCUGGUGGGCUGCAAGUCGGACCUGCGCACCGAUGUCAGCACGCUGGUGGAGCUCUCCAACCACAGGCAGACCCCCGUGUCCUACGACCAGGGUGCAAAUAUGGCCAAACAGAUUGGAGCAGCCACAUACAUCGAAUGCUCAGCCUUACAGUCAGAAAACAGUGUCAGAGACAUUUUUCACGUCGCCACCCUGGCGUGUGUGAACAAAACAAACAAAAAUGUGAAACGAAACAAAUCUCAGAGGGCCACAAAGCGAAUUUCACACAUGCCUGGCAGGCCAGAACUGUCCACAGUGGCCACGGACUUGAGAAAGGACAAAGCCAAGAGCUGCACGGUGAUGUGAAGGAGCUGGGAUUUCCUGGAGGAGGAGGAGGAGGAAGAUCCAGGAGGGGUUGGAGCUCAAUGAAGUCACAGCCACAGGGUGUUUAAUGAGGGCUUUGCCAGUGCUUUCAUGGAGACUUCUCCUGCUGUGUGAGACUGUACUUAAGGACUGAGCAGCAGGAAGAAAAGGCUCUGAGAGAGGUGGCAUCAGGAAUUUCUGUUUGAAGACAAUGCCAAAAAAAUAAUAAUAAAAGGGAAAACGUUUGAAUGUGCUGAGAGAAGAGAGAGUGAUUGGGAAAAUAACCCUGCAAAGGAGAGAUGUGAUGGACAGUGCUUGUUUCUUUUAGUAAUGCUCUGCUCCUGGAUGCUACCACUUUGAUUUCAUUCAAAUAAUACUUUAAUGGGAUAUUUUUUUUUUUAAUGAAGACGUUAUUAACACGCCCCUUCUCAUUAAGGAACUAUCCCCGUGACCUUAGAGUUGGUUUUCCAAAGGAUUUGAUCUCAUUUUUUUUAGUAGCUGAUUGUGAAAAUGGAGAGGAUA
This is a messenger RNA of Agelaius phoeniceus (red-winged blackbird), 1254 nucleotides long. RefSeq names its product Rho family GTPase 3 (gene RND3). Gene Ontology annotation, molecular function: GTPase activity; GTP binding. NCBI's taxonomy places the organism in Eukaryota, Metazoa, Chordata, Aves, Passeriformes, Icteridae. The record is from RefSeq and is a predicted model, not a curated record. Gene Ontology annotation, biological process: small GTPase-mediated signal transduction.